AUGAGAACACAAUACGAGCCCUUACUCCACACAUAUUCCAGGAGACGUCACAUACCAUCUAUGGAACCUGCACUAGUCCCUACUCCCCUUGCUUCUACGGACCCAGCUCCUCCACCACCUAUUGAACUAGCACCUGCCCAUCCCAUGUGCACAUGUCUGCGUAAUGGCGUCUCUCAGCCUAAAAACUACACAAAUGGCACAGUUCGAUACCCGAUCCCUCGUGCUCUUUUAAAUGCUUCCAAACAUCUAGCAUGGCGAGCAGCAAUGUCUGAAGAAAUCAAUGCCUUGUUGUGGAAUCAGACUGGGUCUCUUGUUCCUCCAACCCCCGCACAUACUCCAGUCGGUUGCAAAUGGGUCUUCUACAUCAAGCGUCACUUUGAUGGCAUUAUUGAAAUCUACAAGGCACGCCUAGUACCUAAGGGAUUUCAUCAACGCCGUGGCAUUGACUACUUUGAGACCUUCAGCCAUGUUGUCAAACCAGCCACAAUUCGCACUGUUCUCAGUCUUGCUGUUUCCCGCCGAUGGUCCUUACGGCAACUCGAUGUCAAGAAUGCCUUCCUUUAUGGGUUCCUUGAAGAAGACGUUCCGCGUGCAUGGUUUAAUCGUAUCAGCACCUUCGUCUUAUCCCUUAGUUUUUCAAGAAGUUUGGUUGUUUCUCAUGAUGGUGCUCUUCAUCUCAAUCAAAUCAAGUAUGUUCAUGAUUUGUUACACAAGAGUAAUCUCCUACAUGCCAAGCCCGCUUCCACUCCUCUUGCUACCAAGCCUGUUCUAACUGCAAGUGAUGGUGACUUGCUCACUUCUCCCACAAAAUAUCAUGAACUUGUAGGGAGUCUUCAAUACAUCACCCUUACCCACCCAGAUAUUUCCUUUGCAAUCAACACUGUGGCCCAAUUUAUGAGCUAUCCUCGCUCUCCUCACAUGGUUGCCAUCAAGAGGAUUCUCCACUAUGUUAAGAUUGACUUUGGCCUCCAUUUUACACCCCAGGGUCCUUCCACUCGUCUCAUCGUUUACUCAGAUGUCGAUUGGGCUGGGUGCCCAGACUCCCGCCGUUCAACAACUGGCUACCUCAUCUACUUAGGCUCCAAUCUUAUUUCCUGGUGCUCCAAAAAGCAGCCAACAGUUUCGCGCUACAGCGCGGAAUCUAAGUAUCAUGCUCUUGGGCAUGCCUGUGCCGAAUCUCUUGGCUCUGUUCUCUAUUACAUGAAUUGGGUGUUCGACUGCCUUUUCCAGUUCUCAUGA
This is a messenger RNA of Prunus armeniaca (apricot), 1239 nucleotides long. NCBI's taxonomy places the organism in Eukaryota, Viridiplantae, Streptophyta, Magnoliopsida, Rosales, Rosaceae. The record is from the annotation of a GenBank genome assembly.